Messenger RNA from Aspergillus calidoustus, 945 nucleotides. Lineage: Eukaryota; Fungi; Ascomycota; Eurotiomycetes; Eurotiales; Aspergillaceae. The record is from the annotation of a GenBank genome assembly.
AUGACCACAAUGCAAGAAUCCUGGUACUCUCUCCCCUGCGAUGGGCGCGCCAGCGACAUCCAAGUCGUCCCAGACAACCUCCCCGGCUACGUGGUCGUCACGCCCCCCAUCAACAACGCCGGCGCCGAGCGCUUCCGCGCCUGCUGCUGGGGCGAAGUCUACAACGUCACGGGCCCCACAGACCCCUCGCACCCAGCCUACCCCGUCUCCUGCGGCCUUGUCUGCCAAGUGCAUCCAGACUGGAAGUUCGGCGGUGCGAACUUUGACAACCCGGAUGGCAUGUCGGACCUGAUGCUCUGCUGGUCGGACGGCGGGCGGAUUGAGGAGUCCAGUGACGAGAUUCCGAGGGAUUGUUACGGCUGGAUGAAUACGCUUGUGGAUGAGCCCGCGCCGUCGAGGUACCCGUCGACGCCGGUCUUUGAUGACUGGACGUCGUAUUGGACGUUCCAGGUAGAUAGUACUGCGUUGGGGCCACAUUGGGAGUCGGACCAUCCGUUUCGGACGACUUGGUAUCGGAUUGCAGAGCAGCCUUCUGCUGUUGAGCAGGAGACUUCGGCGACGGCGGGCGGGGAUGGAAGGGCUUCUACUGCAUUGAUUGCGACUGCAGCUACGGAGACCGGGUUUGAGUCCCCCUCGGCGGUGAUUGGCGCCUCGGAGUCUCCUUUCACAACAGGAGCGCCUACGUCUUCACCUGUUGAGGAAGACAAGGUAUUGACGUCGCGUGCGACAAGGAUUGGCUUGAAUAGAGUUUUGAUAGCACUUCUGGCUCUCUACUUUGUAUACUAAAAGACGUCCAUCCCCUUCACGUCGAGAUUUAACCAGAUCCCAGAAAUCGUGGACACUGUCCUGAUGAGUGCAUUGACAAGGAGCAUAUCCAGCCCCAUACAAGUGAUGCCUGUGUGGGAAUAUAGUGGCAGGUCUCGGAUAUCAACAUGGUAGUGUGGG